This is a messenger RNA of Thunnus maccoyii (southern bluefin tuna), 3154 nucleotides long. RefSeq names its product parvin, gamma (gene parvg). Gene Ontology annotation, biological process: establishment or maintenance of cell polarity; actin cytoskeleton organization; cell projection assembly. The transcript has 13 exons. Lineage: Eukaryota; Metazoa; Chordata; Actinopteri; Scombriformes; Scombridae. Gene Ontology annotation, molecular function: actin binding. The record is from RefSeq and is a predicted model, not a curated record. Bases 748 to 1710 code for a protein of 320 amino acids. Gene Ontology annotation, cellular component: focal adhesion; cytoplasm; actin cytoskeleton.
CGUCUGGCUGAUGGGUGGUCCUUUUUCUUUUCUUCAACAAGGCCGGUGCACAUACAGAGCUUGUUUUGUUGUUUUUCUUUCUGUCUUUCUUCCUUUUUUUGUGUGUGUGUUUGCUGGAGGCUGGAGACCAGAUGACAGCAAAUUGAUCCGACCAGUCACAGACAGAGAUGUGUGAGUCCAGUCUGAGUGAUUCAGGCCUCUGAGUGUCACGUUUUCUCUCGGCCCUCCUGAAGCGUGGUUUUCCAAAUACUACAUUUGUACGCAGGAACCUUCCCUGUUCUCCUUCCCUCGACACACACUUAUUAUUAAGUCUCAAAUGUCGUUCGUGACACAGAAUGUAAACGCCCUUAUCACAAAACGCUCGGCUGUGUCUGAUUAAAGGAAGAAAAAAAAAGAAAGAAGAAGAGGCAAAGCCUUUAUCAAAAAGAGGAAGUGCUACCUUCUUCUCUACCACAUCCUCUCAUUUCUACUUAUCUUCCUUUUCGACCCUGUGACAUGUUAUUUUCUUUUAAAGGAGCGGAUUGAAAUCGAGUGCAGUCAGACCUUUUUUGUGUUCACAGAAUUCACAAGAGCCUCUAUUCAAAUUGAAUGCAACCCUCCACUUAUAUCACUGUUUUGACAGUUUUUGGAGUUGACAUCAUUUAAGGAACUCAAUUCAGCAGAGGUCAUCUGAUUCUGUCGAGCCGUGCUGGGAGUAGCUGAAGGUUUUUGUCAGCAGGCCAACAGUAGUCACCUUGAGGAGGAGCUAUGGAGCCUGAAUGCUUUGAGAAAUACAAAGAGGAAGACACCUUGGACAUUGAAUCCUUCCAGGGAGACAAAACAAAGGUCAUUCAGCCAACGUCUUUAAGAGACCCCGACCUAGAAAAGCUGAAGGAGACAUUGGUUGAUUGGAUCAAUAGCACUUUGAAAACAGAGCACAUAGUGGUGAAGAAUCUGCAAGAGGAUCUGUUCGAUGGGCUGGUGCUUCAUCACCUGCUGUCAAGGUUGGCUGGCGUACACUUGUCUGUGGAGGAAAUAGCACUGUCAAAAAAAGCUCAGAUCCGCAAGCUGGAAAUUAUCAUGGAGGAGUUGGACAAGAGACUGGGCCUGCAGGACAGCAGCCGGAUCAAGUGGAACAUCAAACUCAUCCACAACAAAGACCUUCUGGCCACUAUUCAUCUGCUGGUUGCCAUGGUGAAAUGUUUCCAGCCUGAUCUGGAUUUGCCGGCAAAUGUGAAGGUUAAAGUUGUAGUUGUGGAAGUCAACAAAGGUGGAAUCAAAUCAGAUGAACAGAUAGAAGUCCUGACAGAGGAAAGCAACACAGGCUCAGAGUCCCUCAGCAAUACUGAAAGGGAAGAUCCCAUCGAGCAACUGCUGAAGCUUGAGGAUCACAAGGUCAACACGGUGAAGAAGGCCAUCUUACACUUUGUCAACAAGAAUAUGUCGACCUUGGGUCUGCAGGUGGAUGAUAUGGACAAACAGUUUGCUGAUGGUGUGAUUCUGCUGCUGCUGAUUGGACAGCUGGAAGGCUUCUUUGUGCCGCUCGGUGACUUCUACCUGACCCCUGUCAAUCCAUCAGAGAUGCUUCAAAAUGUGACCUUGGCCUUGGACCUUCUUAAUGAUAUAGGCCUGCAGUUGUCCAGUGUUGACCCACAAGAUAUCGUCUCUCAGGACAUCACUGCCACCUUUAAGAUCCUGUACACCCUGUUCAGGAAGCACAAAGGGAUAUGAGAGAGGACAGACACGAGAAGAGGAGAUCAAUAACAGGACAUACAAGUAAAGUGGAAUGUUUGGCCAGCCUUGGAUGCCUGCUGUCUCCAAACUUUUGCAAAUGCUGUAUAUCUAAUUAUAUGUUGACUGGUUUUUAGACAUUCGGCUAAUGCUCUCUUCUGAGCUGACUUUAAGAAUAAUUCUGGUUCAAUAUAACCUUGGUCUUAUUUUUAUAGUUUUCCAGUAUGUUGGAAGAACAACCCCCCUGAUAAUGAACAUAUAUGAAUGUUAGACCCAACAGUACCAAAAACGUAGCACAUAGGGGGAGGUUGGGGUGGUGGAUGGAACUGCAACAACUAACUGCAUUGGCAUGAGGCUAUCAACAGAGCAGUAAUUAGAAGUGUCAAGUUAUAAUGGCUGCCAUUUAUACCUGUAUGAAUAUGAUUGGAUGUUACUAGUCAGCUGGUAGCCAAGCAGCAGAUGAAUGAGCCACUAAUAAUAAGUUAUCUGCCCAAACUAAUGCUACUACAUUAAUGAUAACAUUAAUCAAGACUGUGUCUACUGCUAGCUUAGUAGUUAGUGUGAUGUGAAUGUUUGGAUCACCAAAGUCAGAGGGGUUAAUCUUUUGGGGACUGUGAAUGUACAAAAUUUAAUGGCAAUCCAUCCAGUAGUUGUUGAGAUAUUUCAGUCUGGACCAAAGUGGUGGACCGAACGACUGACAUCACCAUCCCCAGUGAGUCAUGUUGCUAGCAUGGCUAAAAACAUCCAGUGGGACAAGAAACACAGGCAGUCAUACAUGAUUUAAACAUACCCCUGGGCUAGCCAAAGGAGAAAAUGAAGGUAGCAGUAUAAUGAUUUCCAAAACUGUUCACUGUAAGAAUCUGUCACAGUUUACAGACCAGCUACCUGGUUAAACUUUGACUUAUACUGUAUGUUGUGGUUGUGUACUCCCAUAGUUUUCUUGUGCAAUGAGGAGUUACAUGUAUUACUCACAAUUCAGGUGUCCACACUUUAGAUUUUACCUGCAAAUAAAGUGGUUUAGAUCAUUUAACUAAACAGUUGGCUUGUUUACAACUUGUCUGACUGCUUGGGGUUUUUUGCCUCGUCUGACUUUGACUUUGUAGCAAUCAGAUCUCAACAUCUACUUUGUUGUUAGAGCAUAAUCAUAAGUGAUAGAAAUCACUGCCAAAACCAGAAAAAAUAAGACCCAAGCUGUGAUGAACUGGAAUUACUAAAAAGCUUUAAAAUAAGUGGAAGAAAAUAAGCUUCAGUAGCUUUAACUGCUCAUUCAAUAGCAACAUUUUUAAAAUGUAUUUAAAAUGAAUUGUUGAUGCUACUAUCUGAUGACAUUGUUGGCAGUAUAAGGACAACUAAAUGUAAAAGUAAGCACAGAUAAUAUAUUGUCUAUUCUUUUUUUCAUAUUUUUACGUUCACAUUCAGUCAAAUAAACCUGGUGUGGAUGUCA